GUGAGAGCGGACACCAUGGAGGACAGACGUCUGCUGGCUCUGACCUCUCUGAUCAUCUACACAGCAACGCUUCCAGCGUUCUCAGCAGGUCUGACUGUGAGUCCCAGCAGAUCUCAGUUCCUUAAGAGAGACUCAGUGUCUCUGAGCUGUGAGGAGGACGGAUGGACAGUUUGGAGGAAGACCAGCAGCAGACAGAGGAGUUCAUGUGGAGACGGGUGGGGAGAAGCUGCUGGUUCCUCCUGUAGAAUCACAGGAAUUUACCCCAGAGACAGUGGAGUUUACUGGUGUGCGUCCAGAGAGGGAGCAGCUGGAAGCAGCAUCAACAUCACUGCAGCUGAUACAGUGGUCCUCCAGAGUCCAGUCCUCCCUGUGAUGGAGGGACAGGACGUCACUCUGGGUUGUAGAACCAGCGCUCCCUCCACCCUCUCAGCUGAGUUCUUUAAAGACGGCGUCUCCAUCGGGACCGAGUCCACAGGUCACAUGACCCUCCGCCAUGUUUCCCGCUCUGCUGAAGGCCUCUACAGGUGUAGCUUCAGAGGUGUUGGAGAGUCUCCACCCAGCUGGAUCUCUGUCUCAGGCUCGGCAGCAGAACCUGAAGUCACCUACAGCGACGUCAACAUCCUGCAGCGUCAGCAGCAGCCGGUCAGACGGAGCAGAGAUGUGGAUCCAGUGUAUUCAGACGUCAGAGUUCAAGAUGUUUCUUAUGGACAAAUAGUCAUCAAAGAGAAACGAAGCCGAGCGGAGAAGUCAGAGAUUCCUCCAGAGCCUGACGUGGUCUACUCCUCCCUGAGGUGACCCCCCAGUCCAGACCCAUCCGGAUCCAGACCUCCACACUGCUGAGUUCUACUGAGUUCUAUCGAGUUCUACUGAGUUCUGCUGAGUUCAGACUGGAUUCUAUUAGGUUUUAUCUGAGUUCGAAUUUUUUUUGAUCCAGUUUUAAUUGAGUUUCAUCACGGUUUCAUGAGUUUAUUUGGCUUGAACUGCUUUUAUUGAGUUUUAUUUGAAUUUGAUCAGGUUUUUACUCUUUUUAUUGAGUUUGAACAGGUGUUUAAUUGCAUUCAUUUUGUUUGAAUGGGUUUUUAUUGAGUUUUAUCAGGUUUUUCUUCAGUUUGUUUCUCUAUCUGUCGUCUCUCUGAUAGUAAAAAAAGUCACUCCUCAUAUUAAACAAUCAAAAAUUACUUAUAUAUAUGUUCAAAUUAAUCUUCUUCCUUCUAUUUUCCAGAGGGUUUUCACACUUGCUGGCUCAAACUGCGGUGCUUUUUAUUUCUCAUGUUUUCUGACUUUAUUUUCAACCAGUUUUCUAUGUUCGACUGGUUUUUCGCUGAUUUAAUUUUUUCUAUUUUUUU
Messenger RNA from Salarias fasciatus (jewelled blenny), 1346 nucleotides. RefSeq names its product low affinity immunoglobulin gamma Fc region receptor III-like. Gene Ontology annotation, biological process: immune response; cell surface receptor signaling pathway. NCBI's taxonomy places the organism in Eukaryota, Metazoa, Chordata, Actinopteri, Blenniiformes, Blenniidae. Gene Ontology annotation, cellular component: external side of plasma membrane. Gene Ontology annotation, molecular function: transmembrane signaling receptor activity. The record is from RefSeq and is a predicted model, not a curated record. The transcript has 7 exons. The coding region runs from base 16 to 795 and encodes 259 amino acids.